Messenger RNA from Mytilus californianus (California mussel), 1998 nucleotides. RefSeq lists its product as uncharacterized. The coding region runs from base 532 to 1455 and encodes 307 amino acids. The transcript is spliced from 3 exons. The record is from RefSeq and is a predicted model, not a curated record. Gene Ontology annotation, biological process: sensory perception of mechanical stimulus; taxis; proprioception. NCBI's taxonomy places the organism in Eukaryota, Metazoa, Mollusca, Bivalvia, Mytilida, Mytilidae. Gene Ontology annotation, cellular component: sensory dendrite.
UCAACAACCGGCCUAUUGUAGUGCAAUUUCAAUCAACAAUAUCAAGACUAUAGAACCAACUUGAAAUCAAUCUGUGGCUAUUAAUGAACAAAAACUUCUACAAUGGAUUGAGAUACCAAAAAGUGAUAACACUGGGUGUUUCCAAGGACGCUCACGUACUGCAAUUACGUACUUCCGUCUCUGGCAUGUUUCGUACUUAGUUCCUCUAAAGCUGACUGCCAUCUCUGAAGUCAGUGGUGCAAAGAGAUAAAGACGGAUUUUCCAAUAGUAAUUUACAGUAACUGUAAUUGGAAGUUAUGAUUUCAAUUUUUCUCGAUGGAGAAUAGCGAUUUUAUUAAAGUACUAAGUGAAUGCUAUAUGAUUGUUACAAGUUGAAGUAUAUUUUCUGUUAAAUAUUUUAUUACACAUAUUCUAUCGUUUUAAUUUUAUACUUCAUGCGUCGUGAUAUGUCAAAUAAUUUUCAGUAUUUGGAGAUAUUUAAGUCAAUAGAAAAUGUGUUGAAAAUAAUUCACUGAUGCUAGCUACAUAAAAAUGUCAGGUGCUUCGGAAAAGAGAACAUCUGCAGCUGCAAGGAGAAACACAGAAGGUAAACUCAAAUUAGUGAGGUCUAAAUCGAAACUUCCAAGUGACGAUUCAAAAGGAAGAGAAUUUGAAAAGGGAACGUUUGUUGGACGAAAAAAAGAACCUUUGAAAUAUGAUAAAAAUCUACAUAAAGAUCAAGAACAAAUAAAAGUAACUAAUAUGGCAGGGGAUGAUAAGUCUUUUAACGAUUCCUCGACUACUGUAAACAUUAAUUCUGUCUUGAAAUAUGACAAAUCCGAACCAAAUCAAAAUGGAGGAGUACCAAAAGUGUCAGAUGUUUCUUCUAAAAAUAACCAUGUCAAAGAAGAAAAAAAUGAAAUAAAAAGGGCUACCAAAAAGGAUUCCGAAAAGAGAAUUCUGAUUCCAAAAGAAAUUACAAAACUUUCAAUUGACAACCAAUCUGAAGCAUCGGCCGACGGUGCUAUUCAGUCGACAUCCGUGUCAGUACCGAUCGAAAAACCGCGAUAUAUUAUAGCUCAUAAUGACUCCUGGAUAAUGUCAGUGAUCCCAUACCUUCCAUUAGGACUUGCUGUUGUUUAUUUGAUUCUAAAUAUUGUUAUACCGGGAUCAGGAACAAUUCUUAGUGGAUUUUCAAUUCUGUGUUGUGGAAAAUGUCGAGUUCAAACUAAAGAUGACCAGAGACUUGUAACAUUGUGUGUCAAUGUGUGUGUUGGUGUAUCACAAUUGUUUACUGUAACAUUCUUGUUAGUUGGUUGGUUUUGGAGUAUUGCUUGGGGGGUCAACAUGGUUUUACUAGCUGUCGAACUAAGCAGACAGAAGAAACAACAAAGAGAACGUGAAUUACAAGCUAAUGUGCUAAAUGCAUUUGGAAAUUCAAUGCCAGUAAAAUCGCUCUUUCCUGGAAUGAAAUGAAAAAUUGAUUUUAAAAUCAACUUCAUAUAAACUUCAAAUAUGUUUGUCUUGCGUACUGAUGCAUUAGAAAAGUAUGGAUUUGUUAUAGUUCUUAUGAAACCAGAUACUUCAUUAAAUGUUGAACAUGCAAAACAUGACGUAACUGUUGGCAGGUUAUUCAAAAUGUUUUUAAUUCCAAAUGUGUUUAAUUCCUUAUUAUGUAUCGUUAUUGGUAACAUUAAGAUUUUGAAUCUGUAUAUAUAUAUAUAAAACGUCUGAAUAAUAGUCAACGAUUUUUCCCACGAGGGCGCUGGAUCGUUACGAGUAACGAUACAUGUACACAAUAAAUAAAUUAUAUAAACGCCUAAAAAGUGUACACAACAACACCAACAACAAAAAAAGGAACUAUAAAUGUAAUUAUUUAUAAAUAUUUCGGAUAACAGAUAUCCUUCAUCAGUAAAUAUGAUUGUGAUGUUGAAUGAAUCAUAUAUCAGUCUACCUAGAUUAAACUAUAACAAUCUUGAAAUUUAUACAAUAAAAAAGUCAAACCGAACAUCAGGUAAG